This is a messenger RNA of Sorex araneus (European shrew), 2885 nucleotides long. RefSeq names its product outer dynein arm docking complex subunit 1 (gene ODAD1). Lineage: Eukaryota; Metazoa; Chordata; Mammalia; Eulipotyphla; Soricidae. The record is from RefSeq and is a predicted model, not a curated record. Bases 613 to 2655 code for a protein of 680 amino acids. Gene Ontology annotation, biological process: outer dynein arm assembly; cilium movement. The transcript has 16 exons. Gene Ontology annotation, cellular component: axoneme.
UCUCAGGCAGCGGCGGUUAGCCGCGCGUGCGCAGUGAGCGACCAGGCCCGGCCCGGCCCGCUCCCACUGUCGCUCCGAGGCCUUGAGUCACGGGCUCCGUCGGUCGAAGAUGAGCUGCCCGCGGGCCUGGCUCUGCUGCCCGGGCCUGCUUCCACAGCUCUCCAGACCUUCCCUGCCCGCCCUGCCGCCACACGCCCCUCAGCUCCUGCUGUCCCCCGCAGGCAGGGAGCCCCCGUGAGAGUCCCGAGUCCCACCCGGUCCCCUGCUCCCCGCACACGUCACCCCGACAGCCCGGGGCCCUCCCCAGCCAGGCCUCGGGCUAGAGCCGCCCCCGCGUCUGGCGGGUCCGAACUUUCGCCUCGGGUACGCCCACCUCGGGCAUCCACGCCCCAUCCCCCCCAGGUCUCCGACCGUGCCCUGGCUGGCCCCGUAGCCCUGCCCAUCGCGGGACACCCUCGGCCACAGCGCGCCCGUAACCCCCAGCCCCUCCCCUGCGCCGGGCUCCCCGCUGCUGCUGUCCUCAUCUCCCCAGUAACCCGACCACAACACUGAGCUGGGAGCGCCGAGGGCAGUUCGGGGACUUCGGCAGGAGCGCCACCCUCUUUGACCGAGAUGCCUUUGGGACCCUCUGCUGGGAGCGCCCGCUCCGAGGAUGGAAGCGAGGUCCUCCUGGAAGGAAUGGUGGAUUGGGAGCUGAGCCGUCUGCAACGACAGUGCAAAGUGAUGGAGGCUGAAAGGCGGACCUACAGCAAGGAAGUCCAUCAGCGCAUCAGGAAACAGCUAGGGGAGAUCCAGCACCUGCAGGAGGUGCGGGACCAACUCCAGACACAGAUUCGCGUGGCCGAGAACCAGGUGAAGCGGCUGCGGGACGGCCAGAGGCUGGAGAGCAUGGGCCAGCUGCUGUCCGCCCGGGCGCAGGUGCAGGUCAAGAUUGAUGAGCUGAUGGAGCAGAUCAAAGUCCUGGACAAGGAGAUCCAGGAAUGGGAGGCCCGGAUCCUUGCCCAAAGCAAGAAGUGCAAGUCCCUGUGCUUCAUCACUCAGAAAGCCAAGGUGUGGCGCAGGGUCAAGAUCCUUGAGGACCAGCUGGAUAGGGUCACCUGUCACUUUGACACUCACCUGGUGCGGAAUGCAGCCCUACGGGAGGAGCUGGAUCUCCUGCGGAUCGAGAGGAACCGCUACCUCAGUGUGGACCGUAAAUUGCGGAAGGAGACCCAGCAGCUACAGCAGAUGGUCAGCAACCUCAUCGUCUCCUCCACCUCUGCCUACUCGGUCAGGGAGGAGGCCAAGACAAAGAUGGGGAUGCUGCGGGAGCGAGCGGAGAAGGAGGAGGUGCAGAGCGAGGGUGAGGUGCAGGUGCUGCAGCGGCAGAUUGCCCACCUGGAGCAGCUACAUCGAUUCCUCAAGCUCAAGAAUGACGAGCGCCAGACAGACCCGGCUGUCCUGGCUCGGCGCACUCUGCGUGCCCAGGAGGUGGCUUCGGGCCUCCGGAAGACGUCACAGGAGCAACUGGUGCUGCGUUAUGAGGAUGCUCUGCAUAAGCUGUCUCAGCUGACAGGGGAGAAGGACCCUGACCAGCUGGUAGAGAAGUACCUGGAGAUGGAGGAGCGCAACUUCGCCGAGUUCAACUUCAUCAAUGAGCAGAACUCCAACGUGGAGCGUCUGCAAGAAGAAAUCAAGGAGAUGCAGGAGGCGCUGGUGCAGGCGCACAGGAGUGAGGACAUCCGCCACUCAACUGAGCAGCAGCAGCAUGCGGCCUCCCUGAAGCGCGAAGAUGAGCUUCGUGUGGAGGCCGAUGCCAUUGAGGCCCGAUUCCAGGACUUGGAUGCUCAGCUGGAGAAGCUCAAGGCUGGCAUCCAGCACCUUUUCACUGAGGCCCAGUGUGACAGCAGUUCCAUCCAGGACCUCCUGGGCGUGCAGGACCGCGACAUCGGCCUCUUCUUGGGCCUCAUUGAGAAGCGCCUGGUGGAGCUGCUCCUGGUGCAAUCCUUCCUGGAUACCCAGACUUAUACUACCAGCACUUUGAGUAACGCUGCCCUCAUGGUGCUGGGCCAGAGCUCAGAGGAUGCGCCCAAGAGGAUGAUCCUGCCACAGCCCCCCAUUAAUUUGGAAGACCCCCCAGGCUUUGAGGCCAAGGAUGACUACCCCAUGAGUCGGGAGGAGGUCAUAAGCCAAGUGACCAGGCUGGUGAAACUGGAGAUGGACACACAGCAGGAGAUGAUGGAUGGCCUGAGGAUGGCGGACAGCACCCCAAUGCUCGGCAGUGCCCGGGGACUUCCCCGGAGCCCCACCAACGUCCUGGGCCCCCGGACCAGCACUGUGGGGUCCUCGGGCAGCCGCCCUGCCAGCUCCACUGUUGGCCGAGUUACCUUUGGGGACCCCAGCUCCAGUGGGGGCCCCACCACGCUCAGCUCCUCCAGCCCCCGAGAAGGGCCCGGGAGUCGCGUGACCUUCAAAUCCCCCAGUUUAAAUGACAACCUCGGGUUCUCUGGAUACUUGGGGCUCAGCCGAACCCAGGAUGGUCUGGACGCCUUGCAGAAAAGAGGCAGGUCUGAGUCCAGUUUCGGGUCCAGCAAAGGCCGCAGCCAAAGCACUGGGCCUCGGUCCAACAGCGUUCCCAGCUCCACCCUGAGCAAGGAUUCUGAGAGCAACAUCUAGGGCCCCCCGCACCCUUUCUGACCCUCUCUGCUCUUUCCUGUGUCCCCUUUUCUGCCCCAUUCUGCUCUUUCCUCAUCUCUCACUCUGUCUCUUGCUCCCUUUUCUUUCUGUAUCCCCAUCUCUGGCUCUUCCCCACUCAGGGAGAAGUGCCCCCGCAGCCCCUCACCACCCCACAGAGUCACACCCUGUACUAAGCAGUGGAUGGGGGGACCCCUGAGUCUCAACAUCAG